Hirundo rustica (Barn swallow) is the source of this 1591-nucleotide messenger RNA. RefSeq names its product transmembrane protein 61 (gene TMEM61). The transcript is spliced from 3 exons. The record is from RefSeq and is a predicted model, not a curated record. NCBI's taxonomy places the organism in Eukaryota, Metazoa, Chordata, Aves, Passeriformes, Hirundinidae. The coding region runs from base 172 to 807 and encodes 211 amino acids.
AGAGGCAGGAAGGGAUCUCCCCAAAGACACGCUCACGCUUUGGCGCGUCCCUGCCCGGCGUUGUUCCUCUGUGGUUAAAGGUCUCCAGCCGCGCACGGAAGGAACGGGCUGACGUGGGCUCUCUCAUGCCUCGCCUCGCUCCUCUCCCCUCCUAGAGCCUUCUCCUGAAGGAUGGCGGCCGCCUCUUUCCGCUACGGCCUGACCAUCACGGGGGCCGUGCUGCUGGUGACGGGGACGCUGUGCUUCGCCUGGUGGAGCGAUGGCGAGGUCGGCUCCGGCAGCGGGGCUCGCCUCCUGCCCCCCCGGGAAGCCGAGGCCGUGCCCAGCUCCUCCUCCUCCUCCAGCGCCCUGCUCCGCUCCGUCAGCUUCUUCUGCUGCGGCAUCGGCGGCAUCCUGCUCAUCUUCGGCCUCCUGUGGUCCGUGAAGGCCAACGCCAGGGUGGUGUCCCGGCGCUACCAGUACCGUUUCCCCCGGGACCUGCAGUACUUCACGGCCGAGCCUCCGGAGAAGUGGAACUGCAGCACCUGGGACUCCAGUGCCAUCCCCACCUACGAAGAAGCCCUGACCUGCAGACCUGCCCACGGCGCCCCGGCCUACGUGCAGCCGCCGGGGAGGAAGGAGGAGCUCACGCCGCCCCUGUACCGCUACCUGGAGGAGGACGAGGGCUGGCAGGGCGGCCGGAGGCGCAGCUCCUCCGACAGCGCCUUGUUCCGCCCCAGCCCGUCCUGGCUGGACGCUCCGGAGCCCCAGGAGCCGCAGGCAACGCCUCCCCCCAGCUACGAGAACAUCAGCGUCCGGGGCGUCUGAGCUGCGGCAGCCCGGGCCGGGACUCUGCGGGUGCCUGCCCGGUGCCUCGGCUUUAAACGGAGCCUCUUGGUCGUGGGGCUGAGAGCGGGGUGGGCGAGGAGAGGGGAGGCUCAGCCUGGCUUUCCUGGCUGCCCCCGAGCCGCGGCUCCGGCGCUCUUGGGGUUGCGGGUCCUGCGGGAGAUGCGUUCGGAGCGUCGGGGGUAGCUGGCAUGUUGGAAAGCUUUCGUGUUUUUAAUAAAACCGCUGCUGGUUUCAGUGGCUUUGCGUUCCCUGCUCUGGCCCAGCCUGGGGAGCUCCUGUCGGGCCGGGGAAUGCCCGUUCAACCCUAAAUCUGCAGCGACGACCGAGUGAUGCGGCCAGAGAAAGCCCAGCUCCGUCUGCGCCAUUCGCUUCUCUGCCUUUGCAAUGCCCCUUCCAGCCCUGCCUCCAUCCCUUCCCCCUUGCUUCAUUUGGUGUUAGAGAUGCUCAGCGGGUCGUGCCUGUGGUCAGAGCAUCCAAGGGCAUUUCCUGCAGCCUCCUGGAAAAGCCGUCCCGAGUGGCACAGCCCCCUCCCUCGCUGCCCUCCGCGGAUGGGCGUGCAGCCUUGCCCGGGGGAAAGGCCAGCUGUGGCGAGGGCUGCUGCCAGUUCCUGCCUCCCACCGAAAUAAAGGGCUGCCCUGGACCCCCUGCGGCCCUGCAGGGCUGCAGAGUGGCUGAGGAGCCGCAGCCACGUCUAACAUACUGUUUAUAAUGUAAUUAUUUGUCAUAAACCAGGUGUAUCAAGGGAAUAAAAAGAGGGAAUAAA